Messenger RNA from Trichogramma pretiosum, 1122 nucleotides. RefSeq names its product thymosin beta (gene cib). Gene Ontology annotation, cellular component: cytosol. Bases 131 to 523 code for a protein of 130 amino acids. Lineage: Eukaryota; Metazoa; Arthropoda; Insecta; Hymenoptera; Trichogrammatidae. Gene Ontology annotation, biological process: actin filament organization. The transcript has 5 exons. The record is from RefSeq and is a predicted model, not a curated record. Gene Ontology annotation, molecular function: actin monomer binding.
CGCCGAACGCGUACAGUUCGCUCGCCUCGCCGUGUGCAGUUUGCAAUUCAGUCGCAGCCCGAGCCUCAAGCCGUCCGAGACCAGUUCCGAUUUUAUAGAAAAUACAAUUUUUCAUUAGAAAACAGUCAACAUGUCCGAUCCAACCAGUCCAUCGCUGAAGAAUCUUCCCAAAGUCGCCGUCGACCUCAAGAGCGAGCUCGAGGGCUUCGACCACAGCAACAUGAAGAGGGCCGAGGUCAAAGUGAAGAACGUCCUGCCCUCCGCCGAAGACCUCGCCGCAGCCAAGACUCAGCAAACGCUCAUCGCCGGUAUCGAAAAAUUCGAUACGUCGCGAUUGAAGCACACGGAGACGAACGAAAAGAACCCACUGCCCGAUAAAGAGAUUAUCGAGCAGGAGAAGGGAAAGCAGCAGCUGAUGUCCGGAAUUGAAAACUUCAACCCGUCCCAGCUGAAGCACGCGGAAACCCUCGAGAAAAAUCCUUUGCCAACCAAAGAAGCAAUAGCCGCCGAGAAGCAAGCAUGAAGCGCGUUUCCACGAGCAGUAUAACUACAGAAAAUAAAUACAGUGAUGACGAUGCGUAUUCUUUCAUAUACUUUAUUAUUAUGAUAUAAAUAUUUUAUAAUAAAUAUCGAUAUCUUAACCAGAUCGAUUGUGUCAAUUCAAGAAAAGAAUAAAAAGCAAAAAAAGAAAUUAACACCAAUUUCGUAUUAACAUAAAAAUAAUAUGAACUAUCGCUCUUUCGUACUCGCGUUUAUCGUAAUUAAUUGCUCGCUCUCUUUAACAUGAUUGUGUUAAUUAUCGACGUGUACUCGCGUCAAAUUUCCUAUAUCGUUGAAUGACAAAGUACUGUUUGAUUCGUGUACAUGCGAGGAAAAUGAGAAAGUUCCAAAGGAUAUCAAUCGAAUUAUUUAGACACAGUGCUUCUGAUUUUUCGACAGUUGCUUGGAUUGGUUUGUUGUAAUUUUCAAUCGGUUUGCGAAUGAGAGAGUAAUUAUUCAAGAUACCAUCCAAAAGAUACCAAACAAUCGAUUCUAUAAUGCUACGCAAGUAUAUAAUUAAACAUGUUCUCUGAAUUAUAUAGAAUGUAUAUUCAGAAUAUGAGCCAAAUUAAAAAAAAAAAA